Messenger RNA from Dinoponera quadriceps, 1221 nucleotides. Its product is annotated as odorant receptor 13a-like. The transcript is spliced from 5 exons. Lineage: Eukaryota; Metazoa; Arthropoda; Insecta; Hymenoptera; Formicidae. The record is from RefSeq and is a predicted model, not a curated record. Gene Ontology annotation, cellular component: plasma membrane. The coding region runs from base 1 to 1221 and encodes 406 amino acids. Gene Ontology annotation, biological process: sensory perception of smell; detection of chemical stimulus involved in sensory perception of smell. Gene Ontology annotation, molecular function: odorant binding; olfactory receptor activity.
AUGUCAGACAAAGGUGUAUUAAGAAGUAUCGAAUUCAAAAACGAUCACAAUUACAGUCUUCAACUAAAUCGAUGGUACCUCAAACCGAUAGGCGCUUGGCCAUUGACCGGCGCGACAAACGUAGCUGUUAGGGUCAUCGUGUUAUUACAGAAUUUUAUUUGUUGGUCUAUAGUGUGUUUUAUUAUGAUACCCUGUUUCCUAUAUAUGGUACUCGAGGCAGAGGACAUCCAGUCGAAGCUGAACGCAUUUGGCCCGCUGCUUCACAGAAUUAUGGGCUCGAUCAAUUAUCUGAUGUUGCUCAAUCGUCGCAGCGACAUUCGCGAUUGUAUACAACAAAUGGAAGCGGAUUGGCGACUCGUUGGGAGAAACGACGAUCGUGAGAUGAUGUUACAACAGGCCAGAUUGGGCCGUCUUAUUGCCUUAAUCGCGGGAAUAAUUAUGCAAGGCGGCACUUUACUCUACAGUAUAGCCAAAGCAAUGAAAACUGUCACCAUAGUUGUUGAUAAUGAGACGUUGACGAUGUAUCCGAUGACAUGUCCAUCUUACCGAAAGAUUAUCGAUACAAGGUUCAGCCCUACGAACGAAUUCGUGCUGGUUGUACAAUUCAUGUCGACGUUUAUAGUUGGUUCUUCUAUAGUAGGUGUUUGCAGCCUGGCUGCUGUCUUUGCGACGCACGCUUGCGGCCAAUUAAGCGUGCUAUACAAGCGAUUAGACGAGCUCGAUAAGGAAGACGAGAAAGGGAACUAUCUAGCUAAACAAAAAAUGGUCGACAUCGUAGAACGUCAUUUGAGAAUCCUAAGUUUCGUAACGCGCAUGGAAAAUAUUUUCCACAAUGCCAGUUUUGUGGAAGUAACGGGAAGCACAAUAACGAUGUGUUUGCUUGGAUAUUAUUCCAUUAUGAAUUGGGCUAAUUUUGAUGGAGCAAAAAUCGCAGCUUACAUUAUUGUAUAUGUAUCGCAGGGCUUUAAUCUUUUUAUAUUUUGUUAUAUCGGCGAAAUUCUCACAGAACAGUGCAAAAAUGUUGGACAAGCGGCAUACAUGACUAAUUGGUACAACUUAAAUCAAAGUACUGCACGUGGUCUUGUUUUGGUAAUAUUACGAUCGAGUAAAUUGAUCAAGAUAACUGCGGGAAAAUUAUUUCAGUUAUCUAUCGCGACUUUUGGGGACGUGCUUAGAACUUCCGUGGCAUACUUGAAUAUAUUGCGAACUAUGACUACAUAA